ACCUACCUAAUGCCAGCGUUUAUUUCAAAUAGCUUUCCUUCCCUUUCAAUUAUAAUUACAGAAGAAGAGAGUGAGAUCAGUUGUGUCCACCUCCAUUAUCAGUUAAAAUAAAAAUAAAUACUAGAAAAAUAGUAGUGCAGCAAAUAUUCUCAAGAAAAAAAAUUUGUCUUCUACAACUUGAAGUCGAACACUGAGAAAUAUACGGUCUGAAAUUAUGCUGUUGGAGGGAGUACAAUUGACGUUUUAGUUUAUAUUUUGUCAGGUACCGGUUGCAUGCUUUGCAGGUUAGAAGUUAGGGUUUGAAGGGCAUGGGUGCCCCGAAGCAAAAAUGGACGAAGGAGGAGGAAGCCGCUCUUCGUGCCGGAAUUGACAAAUACGGCCCAGGCAAAUGGUCAGCAAUUCUCAAAGAUCCUCUUUUAAGCACCUAUUUGGCCUCGCGCUCCAAUGUCGAUCUCAAGGCUUUAAGAGGAUGCUGUAGAAGGGUAGAGGUAGGGUUGAGGCUGGAGGCUAUUACAGGAAAUGUUGUAGGCAAAUUACAAUGUUCUUGUGGUAUAAGACUUAAGGAUAAAUGGCGAAAUAUUAAUGUUACUGCAAAUGGAUGGGGAUCCAGGGAGAAGGCAAGACUGGCAUUCAAAAAGAGCUCACAACUGGCAAAACAAUCUGGCAGGCACCUUCUAUUGGGUCCAAUAACAAAUGGCAGAUCUAAUGUUCCAGACGAUGCUAAACAACUGGUGGUUGUAGAUCCAUCUUUACACAGCACAGACUCUAUGCGAUCUAUUCCUAGGGUAGAUACUCUCAUUAUGGAUGCUAUUGCCAGCUUGAAGGAACCUAGAGGAUCUAGCAAAUCUACGAUUGCAGCAUAUAUCGAGGACAAUAACUUCCCAAUGCCAAACUUGAAAAAAAUGUUGUCUUCCAAGCUGAACUUGUUAACAGCCUGUGGUAAGCUGGUGAAGAUGGGACAAAAUUAUAUGCUCAAUAGAAGUUUUCUCCAUGGAGAAAAAGGAACAAAAAUUACCCAUUUGCUACAAGAAGAGCUUGAGGGGAAACACAUCCCAAGCCCUUACAAAAACCCCUUUAAGAGACUCAGAGAAGAAAUACGACUCCCAACAAAAUUUGAAAUUGAGGCUGAACUGUCAAAGAUGACAAUGAUGAGUGCCGAGGAGUCUGCUAAAUUUGCUGCUGAGGCAGUGGCUGAUGCUGAACUACUUAUGACUGAAGCAGAAGAAGCAGGAAGGGAAGCUGAUGCUGCGGAGGCUGAUGCAGAAGCUGCUCAGGCUUUUGCAGAAGCAGCAAUGAUGAAUCUCAGAAAUUCUAAAAAUUCUGCUAGAAGCUGGAGAUGAUUGGGAUGCUGUAUUGUGAGAAAUGCUAUGCUGUUCAUGGAGCACUAGUGAACAAAAAAACAAGAAGCGCAAUUUUGUUCUACACAGGUUGCAAACUUUGGGUUCUAGGUCUCUGAUUUCUUGCCAUAACAAAUACCAGAAAAUCAGAUAAUUUUCCUCUUCUUGGUGCUGGCUUAAAACUCACCAUACCUGUUGGAGCUGCAUCCAUUGUACAAAUUGUUUCUCUCUAAUGAAACUAUCUAGAUGAGCAGGUUUUGUGAAUUGGUAUCAUCAAUCUGUAGUAUUAGAUUGCAAAAUGAUUUUCUGUAACAAAAGUUGUUUGUAAUAAUACUACUUUCAUUCC
Molecule: messenger RNA, 1683 nt
Organism: Cryptomeria japonica (Japanese cedar)
Lineage: Eukaryota; Viridiplantae; Streptophyta; Pinopsida; Cupressales; Cupressaceae
Product: telomere repeat-binding factor 1
Exons: 8
Coding region: 309-1340 (343 amino acids)
Biological process (GO): nucleosome assembly
Cellular component (GO): nucleosome
Molecular function (GO): double-stranded telomeric DNA binding
Source: RefSeq, a predicted model, not a curated record